This is a messenger RNA of Oncorhynchus kisutch (coho salmon), 453 nucleotides long. It is a transcript of the gene cenpa, whose product is annotated as histone H3-like centromeric protein A. The transcript has 4 exons. Gene Ontology annotation, cellular component: nucleosome. The record is from RefSeq and is a predicted model, not a curated record. Bases 1 to 453 code for a protein of 150 amino acids. Lineage: Eukaryota; Metazoa; Chordata; Actinopteri; Salmoniformes; Salmonidae. Gene Ontology annotation, molecular function: protein heterodimerization activity; structural constituent of chromatin; DNA binding.
AUGCCUCGUCGCGAUCCUGACAGCUCUUCUGCAAGCCGGCGCAAAGGUGCAACACCCAAGCGUCGGCCUCCAGCCCCAACCGCGCCUGCUUCAACAUCACCGGCAGCACGGCUGAGCGGACCAUCAGGUGUAGCUCCCUCCCUGCAAAAGAGGAGGAGGUUUCGCCCUGGCACCCGAGCUCUGAUGGAAAUUCGCAAGUACCAGAAGAGCACAGACUUGCUUUUGCGCAAGGGACCGUUUGCGCGCCUGGUUCGGGAGGUGUGCCAGACGUAUAGCAGGGACUUCAUGAGAUGGCAGGUGUAUGCUCUUCUGGCAUUGCAGGAGGCUGCAGAGGCUUUCCUCGUUUUACUGUUUUCCGAUGCCUACCUGUGUACCAUCCACGCCAAGCGUGUAACGCUAUUCCCCCGUGACAUUCAGCUUGCCCGGCGAAUUCGAGGAGUGGAUCAUCUCUGA